Haemonchus placei is the source of this 634-nucleotide messenger RNA. Lineage: Eukaryota; Metazoa; Nematoda; Chromadorea; Rhabditida; Trichostrongylidae. The record is from the annotation of a GenBank genome assembly.
CCAGGUUCUCUUAAAACAAAAGCGUAAACCGAACUGCUAUGUAAAAAUCUAUAGCUCCGGAAAGGUUUACAUCGUCGGUUGCAAGAGUGAGGCAGACUGCAUGACUGCUGCUCGGACAAUUGCUAGACGUGUACAGAAAACCAUGAACAAAGAAAAUGAUGUAGUCAGAAUAAGGAACUAUAAGGUCUGCAACGUCUUGGCGACGUGUAGGAUGCCAUUUGGAAUCAAGAUUGAAGAACUUGCCCAACAAUAUCCAGCUCAAUCUCAAUAUGAACCAGAAUUGUCCGUUGGUCUGGUAUGGCGAUCGCAGGAUCCGAAGGCAACGCUACGGAUUCACACAACUGGAAGUAUCACGGUAACAGGAGCUUCAUCAGAAAGCGACGUAAUGCGUUCGAUAGAGAUGAUGUAUCCAAUUGUGCGAAAGUUCCGCUGUGCUAUGCGCCACAGGACUGAACCGAAGCGAAAUCGCCCUCCAAGAAAACGUGCAGCACCAUCUUCUAUGGGAGGACCAUCAGCAAAACGUCCAAUGGGAGCAGCGCUUUCCGGUUCCGGUCUCAUAGGAAACAAAGUUUACUUCAGCGAUGAGGAUGAUAUUUAUGAUGAGGACGAUCUGCUUGAUGACGAUGAUUUAUGA